Messenger RNA from Sorghum bicolor (sorghum), 717 nucleotides. RefSeq names its product mitochondrial zinc maintenance protein 1, mitochondrial. The record is from RefSeq and is a predicted model, not a curated record. The transcript is spliced from 2 exons. Gene Ontology annotation, biological process: mitochondrial respiratory chain complex III assembly. Bases 99 to 425 code for a protein of 108 amino acids. NCBI's taxonomy places the organism in Eukaryota, Viridiplantae, Streptophyta, Magnoliopsida, Poales, Poaceae.
CUUUAUCAGGCAACCAGGGUAUCCGGCUAUCAGCCAACUCUUGGACCAUCACGACGUCAGAGGGCCAGUCGCCCAGUCGACCUCUCUGCUCGCUGGAAAUGGCGGCGGCGGCGGCGGAAGGUCUGGCUGCCUACCGGGCGGUGCUGCGGGCGGCGCGGCGGACGUUCGCGGGCGACCAGCUGAUGCUGAAGGAGUCUGCGGUGGAGAUCCGGCGCCGCUUCGAGGACCACCGUGGUCUAGCCCCGGGCUCCGACGAGGCAGCGCGUGCCCUCGCCGACGCCCGCGAGGCGGCGCACUUCAUCACCCAUAUGAUAGUCCAGGCCACACGCGCGCCUUCCGGAUCUUUCGUUGUGAAGCCUGAGAGUGUUCAUGCUGGAGCUACACUGGAGGUUCCUUCCGAGGAGAUCCUUUCAAAGUUGAAAUAGGGGAAUUGAAGCGCUCGGCUGUUUGUUGAAGUAGGUCAUCAAUCACCAUCUCCAGGCUAGUAAAAUAAGAUCAGUUUGCAGCGGUUGCUUCUUGUGUUGUAUACUGGUGCAUUUGGUAGCUUUCACACUUUUGCCUUUCUAUUACUCACAGCAUUUUGCUGCGCCAAGAUACGGUGUGUGCGUUUGAUGCAAAGUAGUUUUUGAAAAUUGACUGGCCCUUGAGAUUUUGAGAAAUGACUGUAUGAUGAGGAAUUAUUAUGCAAAAAAAGAAAAAUAACAGGUUUGUUGGAGU